AGCCUGCUUUGUUUUUAGACAAAGUCUUUCUUAUGUGUCUUCUGACACAGUGCAGUUAUACACUAAAACAGGUUACCCAAAGAAUCUCCCUGUUGAAGAGAGUGAAACUUGAGGGUCAUAGAGCAGACCAAGAGAAGCCAGGACCAGAGCUCUUGUGAGAUACAGACCACAUGGAGGUUAUCAGGGCUCCGGGCAAGGAUGCUAAUAGACUAAAGAUGUCAGCUGUCAGAAUCCCCACCUUGAUCAGUGGUUCUUCACCAUUAAUCUCUGUCAGACCCUGAUGACAGCCUUGGACUUUCCUCUCUCCGAGAAAAUGUAAAGGCUCACACACCAAAAAGUAUUUUUUUAAGUAGCUUCAAGGCUCAUACUUUAAGGCCCAGCUUCACCUCUGUACUGGGCAGCGUAGUAAUUGAGGUCACAUUCUUGAUCAAAUGGCCUAGAUUUAAAUCCUCCUUUACUAGUUAGCUGUGUAACCUUGAGCAAGUUACUUGGUCUUGGGCCUCAAGUUCCCUCAUUUGUAAAAUGAGGAUAAUCAAAGCAUUUGUUUAGGGUUGUUAGAAUUAAGUAAGUUAAUGUAUGUGACAUUCCUAGCACAUACUCUAUGGUAGUGUUUAUAGUAGUAUUCACUAUUAAUAGUAGUACUGCUGUCCUUGGACCUUAGCCCAUUUAGUAAAUGUUUAUGGACAGAAUGAAUAAUUCUAGUUGAGAUGCCAACCCUGGGGCGUAGAGCAUUCCAAUCAGUGUGUCACAAACGGUCUAUAGUUUUGCCAAGAUAUUGAUCCACUCACCCCUCAGGGGUGCCAAAGUCCCAGUUGGUCGCUUCUGGCUUCAAGCAAUGACAUCUGGACAUCUGCAAUGUGAACCUCUGGCUUUAAGCAGCAGCAUCUGCAAUACAACAUAUGACUAUCUGUCUCUCUAGGUCCCCUGACACGAAAACUAUUUGGGUAGCACCAGUCGGGGAUAUCGGUUGAUUUGUGACCCAGAAGGAAAUCUCUGACCUCAGCUGUGGCUCUUGGUGCUGGCCAGAAGCCAACUUCAUGUCUGAGUGCACGAGCAGCAGUUUGUCAUGGAGAGCUUGGGGCUGCAGACGGUGACCCUUAGUGAUGGGACGACAGCCUACGUCCAGCAAGCUGUCAAAGGAGAGAAGCUUCUUGAAGGGCAGGUGAUCCAGCUUGAGGAUGGGACCACCGCAUACAUUCACCAGGUGACGGUACAGAAAGAAUCUCUCUCCUUUGAGGAUGGUCAGCCUGUGCAGCUGGAAGAUGGCAGCAUGGCUUACAUACACCGCACACCCAAAGAAGGCUAUGACCCCAGCGCCCUGGAAGCCGUCCAGCUGGAAGAUGGCUCCACUGCCUACAUUCACCACCCUGUGGCUGUGCCAUCAGACAGUACCAUCCUGGCUGUCCAGACAGAGGUGGGCUUGGAGGACCUGGCGGCAGAGGAUGAUGAGGGCUUCAGUGCAGACACAGUGGUGGCCCUGGAGCAGUAUGCCAGCAAGGUUCUUCAUGACAGCCAGCCUCCCCAUAAUGGAAAAGGGCAGCAAGUUGGAGACAGAGCAUUCCGCUGUGGCUACAAGGGCUGUGGGCGUCUCUAUACCACCGCUCAUCAUUUAAAGGUGCAUGAACGAGCUCAUACAGGUGACCGUCCAUACAGGUGUGACUUCCCCAGCUGUGGAAAGGCCUUUGCCACAGGCUAUGGACUGAAGAGCCACGUUCGUACCCACACUGGUGAGAAACCAUACAAAUGCCCAGAGGAGCUGUGCAGCAAGGCCUUCAAGACCUCAGGAGACCUGCAGAAGCAUGUCCGUACCCACACUGGUGAACGCCCGUUCCGGUGCCCUUUUGAGGGCUGUGGCCGCUCCUUCACCACGUCUAAUAUCCGCAAGGUACAUGUGCGCACCCACACAGGCGAGCGGCCCUACACCUGCCCGGAGCCCCACUGUGGCCGAGGCUUCACCAGUGCCACCAACUAUAAGAAUCACGUGCGCAUCCACACAGGGGAGAAGCCAUACGUUUGCACGGUGCCAGGCUGCGGGAAACGCUUCACCGAGUACUCAAGCUUGUAUAAGCACCACGUGGUGCACACACACUGCAAGCCCUACACCUGCAGCACCUGCGGCAAGACCUACCGGCAGACCUCUACCUUGGCCAUGCAUAAGCGCAGCGCCCAUGGUGAGCUGGAGGCCACGGAGGAGAGCGAGCAGGCCCUCUAUGAGCAGCAGCAGCUUGAAGCCGCCUCUGCAGCCGAGGAGAGCCCACCACCCAAACGACCCCGCAUAGCUUACCUUUCGGAGGUGAAAGAAGAGAGUGAUGACAUCCCAGCCCAAGUGGCCAUGGUGACCGAAGAAGAUGGGGCCCCCCAGGUGGCCCUGAUCACUCAGGAUGGUGCCCAGCAGGUCAGCCUAUCCCCGGAAGACCUGCAGGCCCUGGGGAGUGCCAUCAGUAUGGUCACCCAGCACAGCAGCACCACCCUCACCAUCCCCAGUCAUGAUGCCGACCUGGCCACAUCUGGCACACAUACGGUCACCAUGGUCAGCGCCGAUGGCACCCAGACGCAGCCCGUCACAAUCAUUACCUCUGGGGCUGUGGUGGCUGAGGACUCAAAUGUAGCAUCUCUUCGUCAUCAACAGGUGGCACUGUUGGCCACAGCCAAUGGAACGCACAUUGCAGUGCAGCUGGAGGAACAGCAGACCUUAGAGGAGGCCAUCAGCGUGGCCACCGCAGCUAUGCAGCAAGGGGCCGUGACCCUGGAGACAACAGUGUCGGAGAGUGGCUGCUGAGUCCAAGAGGGCUGGGUCCCACACCAUGUUGGAGGAGGUGCAAUGCUGCAUGGCCAAUAUUGCCUCCAAGGGCCCAGGCUGUGGCUAACACAUGGAAGGUGGCCACAUAGGUCUCUGGGGUGAGAAGACAGCAAGAAAACGGCCUAACUGAAGGGAAUGGGGGCCCUGCCCAAGAGUGGGGACAGGCAGCUGGAAUCAGGGGAGUGCGUCAUCCUCGGGAGCUGAGAACAAGCCUCAUUGCCAGGCUACACCAGGACACCCUUCUCUCAAAAUCAGCUGGGUGCCUGCUCUCCUCCUCCUAAAGAACACCCUUCUGGCCCUCAGUCUGCUCCCCUUCUCAGGUAGAGAUUGGGGCUGCUGUGGGGACUGGCCCUCUAGGGGAGAGCCACAGACAGCUCUUCAGCCCAGUAGCAGCGGAGCAGGCCCUGGCCUUCCCUCCCAGCAAUAACCACCUCCCUGGAGGCCAGUUGAGAUGCCUGCCUAGUUGGCAUCAGGGACUUCCUGCCACCACAGUCAAUUAAUUCCUCAGGGGCCUGUGGCUGGAGAAAAGGUGCCCAGCCCCCACCACUCCCCAGCUGCUUCCCAAACCUCUCUAUGGCAGAGAUUCAGGGAGUGGCCCUGUAUAUAGACUGCUGGGGAUUGGGUUUGAUUUGUUUUUUGUUUUGUUUUUUUAAAUUCCAUUUUGAUAAUUUUUUUUCCCGCUCUGGGUGGUGGCGGCACAUGGAUGAAUGAGUAUUUAAUAAAAGUUUCAAAUUUCCA
Molecule: messenger RNA, 3538 nt
Organism: Sapajus apella (tufted capuchin)
Lineage: Eukaryota; Metazoa; Chordata; Mammalia; Primates; Cebidae
Gene: ZNF76
Product: zinc finger protein 76
Exons: 14
Coding region: 1067-2779 (570 amino acids)
Biological process (GO): central nervous system development; regulation of transcription by RNA polymerase II
Cellular component (GO): nucleus
Molecular function (GO): RNA polymerase II cis-regulatory region sequence-specific DNA binding; DNA-binding transcription factor activity, RNA polymerase II-specific
Source: RefSeq, a predicted model, not a curated record